AUGCCAUCGACGUCCCAAGAUCCGAAAGGGGCGGUCGCAUCGACGCAUGAAGAGGCGAGGCACGAGACGAGAUCGGGGGACGCCGCGGCAUCGUCUGACGAGGCACCACGCGAGCCCGAGGCAGAAGAUGGGGGGGAUGCAUCUCGACGGGACGAAGCCGAGGCGAACGGAGAGGAGGGUGAAGAGGCACAAGAAGAAGACCAGGACGAGGAUGGAGAGGACGAGGACGAGGGAGAUGGCAACCCUGGCCUGUCGUGGUUGCUGCAAGAUCACGAGGACGAUGAGGAGGAGGACGAGGACGAGGAUUACGAGGACGAAGGUGCAGACGAUGCCGCGGACGACGACAUCAGCGAAGACGAAGACGAUGAUGCCAAACCAGUCGCGUCCGACGGGACCAAGAAGAAGAGAGAGAGGAACGAGGGGGAGCCCAACGGCGCCGCCCAGGACGGCGAGGACAGCAAGAAGGCCAAGAUCGACUCGUAA
Messenger RNA from Pseudozyma flocculosa PF-1, 483 nucleotides. RefSeq lists its product as uncharacterized. NCBI's taxonomy places the organism in Eukaryota, Fungi, Basidiomycota, Ustilaginomycetes, Ustilaginales, Ustilaginaceae. The record is from RefSeq and is a predicted model, not a curated record. The coding region runs from base 1 to 483 and encodes 160 amino acids. The transcript is spliced from 2 exons.